Messenger RNA from Trichomycterus rosablanca, 3937 nucleotides. RefSeq lists its product as uncharacterized. The transcript has 2 exons. The coding region runs from base 186 to 3398 and encodes 1070 amino acids. Lineage: Eukaryota; Metazoa; Chordata; Actinopteri; Siluriformes; Trichomycteridae. The record is from RefSeq and is a predicted model, not a curated record.
CUAUAAUGAUUUUCUAUAAUCUCUCAUUAUAAACCUGUAAUUAUUUUCAUAUAUAAAUAUCAGCUCAUUAAGUUCCUACUUUAUCAGGAAUGGUUUGUGAUAUAGAGCGUGGUGUGUACAGUGAUAUAAAUAAAGAAGCUGCUCAGCAGUAACAGUGUGUGUGUGUUUCUGAGCGUGUGCAGUAGAUGAUGGAGCUGUGUGAUGGACGACAGAAGUUUCAUAAAUACUCCACAUUUCCUGGAUGGAGCUUCAGUUCACAAACUGGCAGGACUGGUGUACCUGGCGGCCGGACGAUACCAGGAUCUAAAACUAGAGGAACUAUAAGGAAUGAUGUGGACGUCACCGUCAGGGUUCCACCUUCUUCUGAGAGUCGACUGUCUCCUGAAUUUACUGCUCAAAAUGUUUUAAUACAAAAAGAAAAGAACAUGAAGGAGAAGACAUGGGAUUGGGUGAAUACAUGGCAACCCAAACACUACAGAAGAGACCCUAUUGCUGGUUCUGACUGUUAUCAGGAGGUGGGAGGUUGGGCAGGAGGAUUUUAUCACUCUGUACCCAGGAGGAAACACGAUGGUGAUGGAGGGAUGUGGAGGGAAACCAUGUUCAUGCCGAAUAUUCAGAAGGUUCCAGGUUCUGUAGGCAGGUUCCUCCAUGAAGAUCCAUAUAAGAGCAGGGUGGUGAGGAAACCUCCUCCUCCUUACCCUGGAAAUUGGGGUUCUUCUAGGAACAAGAAUGGCAGGGUGAUAUCUAGUCCACAUUUUGGCCGACCACCGAACUACACACUGCCUCCACCAUACAGCUCACAGAGCAAACCAGCAAAACCAUUCGAUCCAGACACGCAGAUGAAGUCUGGGUUUGGUACAAGACCAGAUACUGAUGAUCUACUAAGUUCAUCUAGGGAUCAGACGCCAUAUCAUCAGGCUUAUGAACCAAGUCAACUCCAGCUUCAACAGACUUAUCCUGACAGAUCUCACCGAGUUCCUGAACAGAUUCAGACGUCCUGUCAUGAGAAAUCUUUGUCCAACCCAAGAGAACCCAGGAGAAGAGGUGGUGGAACUGUUUUCUGCUUAAUCUCUCGUGUUGGGGAUCCAGCAAACAUCUCCAGUUCAUCUGCAAAGGAAAACAACCGAAAACAAACCCAGCCGGUGGACAGAGUCACUCCUGGAGAAGAUACUAAACUGCACAGAUCUGUUAUGUCUCCCCAUUCAGACCAGACACCCAAAGGAACCUCUGAGGAACAUCAAAACCAGAUUGUUCCAUGCUUAGAUACCUACAAGAAAGUGCAAGAUGUGGGAAGAAUGAAAGAUGAAGAUCCUACAGAAACGUUCCCAUUAUGGAAGAAACAUCGAGCUCCCAGUGAGAACCAGUAUGAGCAAACAGAAUCAAACCUCAGUGAUGCUACGAUCAGAAGAAAAAAACAAACUCUGGUGUUUAUAGAUGCUACAAGCGUCGCUGUUACAGUCCAACACGUGAACCCAGGUCCGACCAUCAUGUCUGGACGUGAUCCUGAUUCUCAGAGCUGCACAGUCCAGAAACUCUGUCCAAUAAAUCCUGAAGACUUAAUUCAUCAAGGUUCACCACAGGGUUCCAACGGCAGCGCUGCUAAACAAACUGGUCCAGUAUCAGGUCACGUCCCAUCCAGCAAAGUCAUUCAGAGAGCAGAAAGGAUUCCUGGACGUCCAUUUCAUGAUCACAGGAACAGACAGGAUGAACUUCAGACUACAGAAGAAUCAGAAAGUCUCUUCAGAGGAGGAUCUGAAAAUGCUCCAGUCCUGAUACCAAGGGAAGAAAAACUUCAAAUCAAAGCAAAUGCUCAAGACAUGUCAACAGUUCUCGAGGUAGAUCAUGUGAUGGUGCCAAAACAGACCAAUCAUGAAGGUAAAGUCAACUCAGUGAAGCGUAAACCCACUCUGGAUGACCAGUUCUCAACAAAGCUGGAGAAUAAUCAGUUACGCUUGAGUACAGAAGCUGAGGUCUGUGAUAGUGCCAUUGAUGACCAGUGGAACCGCUACACAAACCCUUCUGAUGAUCAUAAAGUUACUGGUAGUCCUAAAGAGGACAAUAAAGAUCAUCCUAACCUGACCUCACCUGUUAGAUCUUUGGGAAACAUUCAUCUUCAACAUCCAUCGUUCUCUGGAGGCCAUGUUUGCCAAGAAAGUUCCAUCAGGGGAGACGAAACUGAUAACAUCCUGAACCCUGAUGUGGUUAAUAUUAAUGAGUCUUAUGGGUCUGGGAAUCAUCUCCAGAAGAGUAUCUCCUCAAACAGCAGACUUCAGGUCAGUCAUCUGGUCCAGCUGUUUUCCAGAGAUGGUGUUAAAAACAGAACAAAAGUGUCUGGUGAGGAAAACCCGUCAAAUGCUAAAAAUAUAAACAGUCACUGCUCAGCUUUUAUUGGAGACUUACUGUGGCAAGAAGGACGAACCAGAAAAGAUGAAGUGUUAGUAGAAACACGUGACCUUCACGUAGGUCCUGUAGAAAACACAACCAAUAAAAUGAUUCCACAAGAUGAAAAACUCUUGAAUAAAGAGGAUGAUGUUCUUCAUCUUUAUCAUCGAUUAUCUGGAGAAGAUGAACUAGAGAACCACUGCUCGACAGCCCUCGAGAACCCUGUAGUAAACACUACUGAGUGGUUUCAUCAACAGGGCAGUCCGCAGGAGGACACAGAGGAGGAUGAAGCUGGUCCAUCUUCUCCUUUCAAUGAAGGUCAUUCCAAAAUAAAUAAAACAGCAUGUUUACAGAAUCCCUGCUCAACCCUGUCUAGUAGAUCUGUGAAUAAAGUAACACCAGGAUUUGGACGAGAUGGUUCCACAACACAGGGCGAGUCUCCGAAUGUAAAACAGGAGGGUCGUCCCAGUGUAGACGUGAGUUUAAAUAAAGUGAAGGAUAAGCAGAAUCUCUGUCCAUGUUCUUCCUCUGACCCAGACGCCCCACAGAAAUCCUCCAGUUCUUCUUCUGUCCCGUCUGAUCGAGUAAAAUCAUCUCACAGUGUCUCACAGAUCAGUGACGUUCACCACAGGGUUCGUCCUCCAGCCCCGUCCACAGCACUAAAAUACAACAGAGCCAAGCGCUGUCCCAGGAUCCUCUGUGAUGCCGUGAGUCGCAUACGCAGGCACACCGCGCCCGAUUCAGAGAACGAGGAGGAGGAAGGUGUGGAGAUAAGAACUACAGAAGAUGUCUGGCUGCUGGAGGAGAGAGGAGGAAGCUGUGGUGGAGAUCUCUCACAGAACGUGUUCAUAAGCUCUGGUGAGGAAGACGAGAAUCCAUCAGGACGAGCAGAAGAAUCUGAUGAUACACAAUCCAACAGCAGCGUGGACAGUCAGGACUCCACCGACACGGUUAUUCAGGGUGAGAGCAGGAUGAAGGAACGUGCUGAGGAAUCUGAGUUAUUCAGUCAGAAUUAAGGAAGAAGAAGCAGAACUUCAGGAAUUGUGUUUAAUGGGACGUUUAUUUAGAACAAAAGUAUUAAUGUUUUAUUUAAUUAAACUUUUAUUUUUGCAUGAAAUGAAGCUGUAAGUCAGAAAAAGCUUCACAAUUAUUGAGGUUUUAUUUCAAAUAAUAUCGCUGAAAGUGUUUUUAUAGACCAAAGAUGAGUAGUGUUUAGAGAGUGAAACGGGACAGUGUAGCCUGGUGGUUAAGGUACUGGACUAGAAAUCAGAAGGUUGCUGGUCCAAGCCCUUGAGCGAGGCCCUUAACCCUCAAUUGCUUAGACAGUAUACUGUCACAGUACUGUAAGUCACUUUAAUAAAAGCAUUUGCUAAAUGCCAAAAAUAAAUAUAUAAAUAUAAACAGCUCCUGUAGGAUUGGAUUAUUAAUAUUAGCAGCUGGUUAAUUAUUGUUAUUAGUGUUUGAUUCGUUACGUUAGGGUUUGCACAUGAAUAAAACAGUAGUGCACUGUGUAGUAAAUAAAAUGUGAUUUGGAAUAAAUUCUGUAUUUGCUUGA